Molecule: messenger RNA, 4515 nt
Organism: Calypte anna (Anna's hummingbird)
Lineage: Eukaryota; Metazoa; Chordata; Aves; Apodiformes; Trochilidae
Gene: TMEM184B
Product: transmembrane protein 184B
Exons: 10
Coding region: 226-1482 (418 amino acids)
Biological process (GO): transport
Molecular function (GO): transporter activity
Source: RefSeq, a predicted model, not a curated record
GCGGAGGGCCGGGGUGGGCCCGGCGUCGCCAUGGCCUCCUGAGGCCCUCAGCGCCCCGGUGCCGGCGCCGGCCCGCCCGCGGGGCAGCGGGGCAGGGCCCGACUCGACCCUUCCGAGCCCCAACGGGCUGGGCCGAGACCAGCCCCGCCCGCCCCCUUCUGGGAGGUCUUGGCUUGUGGGUGACUCUUCAGCAAUCCCAACUGGAACCUCACAGGAGAAGGCACCAUGAUAGUGAUGACUGACGUCGCUGCUGCCCCCAGACUGGGGUCAACUGCUACCACUCCAGCUGCAUCUCCCAACUUCUCUUGGAUGCCAGAGGAUGGCAUCCCCACAGCUGUGGAGCAGCCAAUAUUCCUCAUGACCACCGCUGCUCAGGCUAUCUCAGGUUUCUUUGUAUGGACAGCUUUGCUCAUCACCUGCCAUCAGAUCUACAUGCACCUCCGCUGCUACAGCUGCCCAAACGAGCAGCGCUACAUCGUUCGGAUCCUCUUCAUCGUGCCCAUUUACGCCUUUGACUCGUGGCUCAGCCUCCUGUUCUUCACCAAUGACCAGUACUAUGUUUACUUUGGGACAGUGCGGGACUGCUAUGAAGCCUUUGUAAUAUACAACUUUCUCAGCCUCUGCUAUGAGUACUUGGGAGGGGAGAGCUCCAUCAUGUCUGAGAUCAGAGGGAAACCAAUUGAGUCCAGCUGUGUAUACGGGACUUGCUGCCUGUGGGGAAAGACCUAUUCAAUUGGAUUCCUGAGGUUCUGCAAACAGGCUACCCUGCAGUUCUGUGUGGUGAAGCCCCUCAUGGCGAUCAGCACAGUCAUCCUUCAGGCCUUUGACAAGUACCAGGAUGGUGACUUUGAUGUAACCAGUGGCUACCUCUACGUGACGAUCAUCUAUAACAUCUCUGUCAGCCUGGCAUUGUAUGCCCUUUUCCUUUUCUACUUUGCCACACGUGAGCUGCUCAGUCCCUAUAGUCCAGUCCUCAAGUUCUUCAUGGUGAAGUCAGUCAUCUUCCUGUCCUUCUGGCAAGGGAUGCUGUUGGCCAUCUUGGAAAAGUGUGGUGCCAUCCCCAAGAUCCACUCUGCCACUGUGUCCGUGGGUGAAGGCACAGUAGCUGCUGGGUAUCAGGACUUCAUCAUUUGCGUGGAGAUGUUCUUUGCAGCCAUCGCCCUGCGCCAUGCCUUCACAUACAAGGUGUAUGUGGACAAGAGACUUGAUGCUCAAGCUGUUCCAUCAUACGGGCCAUACGGUCGCUGUGCUCCCAUGAAGAGCAUCUCCAGCAGUCUCAAGGAGACCAUGAACCCCCAUGACAUUGUCCAAGAUGCAAUCCACAACUUCUCCCCAGCUUACCAGCAGUACACUCAGCAGUCAACGCUGGAGCACGGUCCCCCCUGGCGCAAUGGCAGUCACAUUAUCUCGCGCUCCCACAGCUGCUCGGGCACCCGUGACAACGAGAAGACCCUCUUGCUGAGCUCUGAUGAUGAAUUCUAGGAGAGGAAACUGCCAGCAGAGGCUGUCAUUUUCCUUCUUAUCUUGUUUUUUCUAUUUUUUUUUUAAUUUAUUGAAGCAGAAACUCAAAAGUCGUAUCACUUCCUAGAGAGUGCAGAUUGCAGAAAUGGGUGCUUCCCAUUAGCUUUUGUGGGUACAGACACAAUGAGAAGUGUGGAGGUGAGGGAAUGGCCUGGACUCCAUUCUUGAGCCCAUUCCUUACACGAAUUAACUGAAGUGAAGUUCCAGGAUUUGGGGCUCUGGCUUGCCACACCUGCCUAGUAUGGUGUGGAGUAGGACUGACCAGAGCCUGGAGUUGUAGCCAAAAAUGUUUUGGUUUUUUCCAAUUGGACAACCUGACUGCUUUGUAUUCCUUUUCCUGAAUGGCUGAUGUAGGCAGUUUUGUUCCCCAGCUCCUUGGUACUAACUUCUCUGUGGUCCUUGGGAAAGGGGAUUAGGAUGCAGUGAUUCCUGAGGACCAGCCUGGGGAUUGGUCUCUCUCUAGCCAUUGACUUGGACACUUAGUCAGGUACAUCUUCCCCACCCUCCUAAGCACCUGAUUGUGCAGUCCUGUACUUGAGUGAACAAGGGGGAAAAGGGCAGGACUUCCUUCCUGUUUCUCCUCUCCCAGGAUCUCCCCUGCUCCCCAUCAAAGCUGGUGCUUGCUGAAGCUCAGGAGGAAUUGAAUUACUGUUUCAAGGGCAGGGUUUUCUAAUCACCAGCUAUCCCAGCUUCCCAUCUCCCCUGCGACCCUCCUCACUGGAGGGUCUCUUUUACUAACAGGACUGAAGACUGGCUGUGAUAGGCGGUUGAAAAUUGGUAGAGCUCUGGCCUUUCCACCCCUCUUUGGGAAAGGAAGAUACGUAAACACUAAAACAUUUUUUCUUCUUGUUUACUGUCCCCCAGCAACUUAGCUGCCCCUCUUAAAGGUGUGCAUUGCAACAGGUAGCUGCCAGAGCAGGUCCAGGUCUCUCACAGGUCACUCUCCCCAUGCUCAUCAUCACUGACUUUCCCUGUGAACUGCACAAGUUUUGCCCUUAGGCUGGAGUAUUCAGGAAGGGACAUUACUCACUUCUUUUGCUUUUUAUCACUAUAGCUGUUACAGGCCAAACUGGAGCAGACUUGAAAUCUAACAUAACCUGCCUGGCUAAAAUUGUCCUUAGUUUUACAGGCAGCAGUUGCUGCUGCUACUGCUGCUGCACAUUGUCAUAGGCCCUGCAGCAACUGCAGUGCUAUCAAGGAUGAAUCCAGCAUCUGUGGGAGUGGGAAAAUGAAGCUUUUGUUGGGUUUGGGAUUGCCCCCUAGGUAUUUACUGGAGUUGAAAUGAAAAUGAUCCCUCUGUACAUCUCUCCAGGAAAUGCCUCAUGCUUGCUUGCUUAAAAUUGGCGAGGAGAGGAUGUGGGAGCACGCUCAAGUGCCAUAGGUCAGGUGCCCCUACCCCCAAGCAAGAAGCAAAAUGGAGAGGUUGGAGCAAGCUGCUGUGUUCUGCUUGGCUGUAGUUUCUCUGUUCCUCUUCUGCUUGAUGCCUCCCCUGCCAUCAACAGACCUGCACAUUUUCAAAUUGCCCCUCAAUGCUCACUAGGAGAACUGGUGUCUGGUUUACUGCCUGAGGUUUAGCUUCUCUCUUGUAUCCUAACCUACGUGCUUGCACAGCCACUUUCUCAGAAGUGACUGUGAGACAAGAGCUCCUCAUUUCCUCAGUGCCCCUUCCAGAAGUGUGGGCUCAGGAGCAGGGGAGAGGCAGGUUUGCUUUCUGUUGUGAGGGUAAGAUAGGGGAAGGCUUAAGAACAUUGUCUCCUUCCAUACUUGCCUUUCUAGGGAGAUGAUGAAGCAGGUGGGAGCAAUGAGCCUGACCCUUGAGGGAGCUGGAGACAGGUUCAAUGGAUCCAGCAGCUUCUCUGCUGCUGGAAUUCCCCAUUUGCACACAUCUGGUGAUGCCGUGCAGUUUCUUAAUGCUUUCCAAAAUUUGCUUAAAUGGAAAUGCAAUUGCUAUCUGCCAGGCUUUGUGUGGGCUUGGUAUAAAACCCCUCCUCGUGUCAUAAACCAUCCGGAAGGCAGGGCUUAAGAUGGAAAGGGCUGUCCUUCCAUGGCUUUGAUGAUAGUCCUUCAGCGUGAGGUAUGUAUCUGAAACUUUCCCUCUUAGGGAAGUGGGACAUGGGACAUGAUCCCUUCCUCCCUUUCCUUGAAUUUGCAGGCCUUGAUAACAUCCCAGUGUCACUUAGCUGGUGGCUAUCCCCAGCCUUUGUUGCUCUGGGUGGCCAAGAUCUGAAAUCUCUGGGCUUGCCCCAUGGAGCUUGAAGAUAAUACAGGCUUGGGGAAGCAUUUUUUAAAAAUUAUUUUUAAAUGUAUGCUGCAUAUAUAUGCUGUGCAGAGGAUCUGGAUAUUCUCAAAGCUUCCUGUAUGUAGUGGUUAAAGUAUAAAUAACCCUCUUGCACUAGCUGCCUUUGGAAAAGCCUGGUGAAGAACUAGCACCCAAACAACAGCCAGCUGCCAUGCAUUAUAAUUUUAUAUAUAAUAUAUAUAUUUUUAACACCACACAAAAUUGUCUCUGAGCUUCCUGCUCUCCCUCACAACAGGUAACUGCCAGAGCAAGGACUGGCUCUGAAGCUGCUCUGGCUUGGAGAAACAAAUACACAACCCAGAGCUUGAGACCAAGGAGGCCAAGGUAUCCCUGGUCUUGCAGGUCUGCUUGCAGUAACCCAGGGCCCCAACAAACAUGUUGGUUCCAGGAGUAGGCCCUUGGAGCUGCUCUCCCUCACCUGCUUCCCCUUUCCUUCCUUCCUUUUUGUUUACCAUGUAACAUACCCAUGGGAUUUGUUUAUUAUUUUUCCAUAUAGAGUAGUUCUUUGUAUAUAAACAACUGAAAAAAGAAGUAUGAUAAAUAAGACAGAGUCACCUAGUUUUGUACCUAUUGUGUUUAACUGAUGUGAGCUCAGCAACAAGCCGCUCUCUCUAUUUUGGUCUUUGUGACGUUAUACUCUGCAAAAAUGAGCAAAUAUGAUGACAAAUAAAAAUAUAGAGAUAAUAUAGAUUGUA